AAUAUUAUCAUGUGUUUAAUAAUGUCAAACUUUCUCAAUGUUCAGAUGCCGCCCCGUAGGGAACCCGAUUAUCCGGCUCCUACUCAGGCUACGGUAGUCGUACAGUUUCGCGACUAUCACGCUGAAAAGUUCUCAGGGCAGGGAGAUCCUCGCAUCGUAGAUGAAUGGAUUGAGGGCCUGGAGUUUAUUUUCGAGCUAGUCCGCGAGAAGUACUACCCCUCUUAUUAUCGGGCAGAGAUGGAGCGUCAGUUCUUAUCGCUCCAGCAGGGCACUCGUACUGUUGAUGAGUACGAGAGAGAGUUCACUAGACUUGCAGCUUUCGUUCUGGACCUGGUUCGCACGGAGGCACAGCGAGCACAGCGGUUCAUCGACGGGCUUUACCCAGCAGUCCGUCACAAUAUCGUAGGCCAUGGAACACAGACAUACGCUCGUGCAGUUUCUAUUGCCCAGGAGGUGGACGCCAGCAUUAGGAGGGAGGCUGUCCGUGAUCGUGCCCAGCCAUCUGCCCCAGUUCAGCCAUUCCCAGCUCCACCAGCCCUACCAGCUGCCCAGCCGGCAAAGGAGAAGAAGAGGAAGGGGAAGGGCGCACAGACUGACCGGAGGACCCGACAGAGACAGCAGCAUGUUCCACCGUGCCCGACUUGCGGACGACUUCAUCGGGGAGAGUGCCACAUGGGUCAAGACAUUUGCUAUUACUGCGACGAGCCUGGACAUUUUGCGAGUCACUGUCCGAAGAGACUUCAACAGCAGCCCCA
Molecule: messenger RNA, 755 nt
Organism: Striga hermonthica
Lineage: Eukaryota; Viridiplantae; Streptophyta; Magnoliopsida; Lamiales; Orobanchaceae
Source: the annotation of a GenBank genome assembly